AUGGAUACCCAACAACAACAAGAACAAGGUGAACAAUUCACAUGUAUCUCUUGCAGAGUAUUAUUCGAUACAGUCGAAGAUCAAAGAGUACAUUACAAGUCUGAAUUACAUAGAUUCAACUUAAAGAGAAAGGUAUUGGAUUUACCACCAGUAACCUAUGAAACCUUCCUUGCAAAGGUUGAAGCUGCCAAAAAGGAAGAAGAAAAGGCUGCCACUGCCGAACCAACCAAGUUUGAAUGUAGAUUCUGCAAUAAAUCAUUCUCAUCAGAGGGACCAUACAAACAACAUAUUGAUUCAAAGAAACACAAGGAUAUUGUAGCAUCAGGUGCCACUGAAAAGAAGGUUAGAGUAAAGAAACCAAUGACCGAUGAAGAAAAGGAAAAGAUUGCCAAUGAAACUCAAGAAGAAUAUGAAGCCAAGAUUGCAGAAAAGAUCAAGAAUACACCAAAACUCCCAAUUGAGCAUUGUUUAUUCUGUACAAAGGUUUGCAAGAGUCUUGAUAACAAUGUAAAGCAUAUGGCAAAGGUACAUAGUUUCUUUAUUCCAGAUAUCGAAUACUUGGUCGAUCUCGAAGGUUUAAUUAGAUUCUGCAGUGAUAAGAUCAAUGUUGGUAAUAUCUGUUUAUAUUGCAACGGUAGAGGACGUAAAAUACAUACUUUGGAAGCCGUUCAACAACACAUGGUCGACCUCAGUCAUUGCAAGAUGAAUUAUGAAACCGAAGAAGACAGUGAAGAAUAUUUGGAAUAUUAUGAUUUCUCUAAAUCUUAUGCUGAUCCUUCCAAUCCCGAUGAAGAAAUUAAUCAAGAUAACAUUAAGAAUAAGAUUAUUGUUUCUGAUCAUGAAUUGGUAUUACCAGACGGAACCACUAUUGGACAUCGUGACUAUGCUAAAUACUACAAACAAAGAUACACUACACCAGACAAGAGACAAGAAGCCAUCCACAGCGUCAUUCGUAGAUACAAGGCUCUUGGAUGGACCGACGAACCAAAGAAUAAUUUCUCUGAAAUGUACAAGCAGGAUAUGAACCGUAAGAGAAUUUUGGAUUUGAAGAUUGGUAUCAAAAAGAACAACCAAAGACAUUUUACCUUACAACUUCUCAUCCAAUAA
Messenger RNA from Cavenderia fasciculata, 1107 nucleotides. RefSeq names its product C2H2-type zinc finger-containing protein. The record is from RefSeq and is a predicted model, not a curated record. The transcript has 4 exons. The coding region runs from base 1 to 1107 and encodes 368 amino acids. NCBI's taxonomy places the organism in Eukaryota, Evosea, Eumycetozoa, Acytosteliales, Cavenderiaceae. Gene Ontology annotation, molecular function: zinc ion binding; nucleic acid binding. Gene Ontology annotation, biological process: ribosomal large subunit biogenesis. Gene Ontology annotation, cellular component: preribosome, large subunit precursor.